CCAAUUAUCUUCAGAAAUCUCGCGAGGCAGAUUAUUUCAUUUCUUCGAAUUCGUCCCGCGCACAGCUUUUCUUUCUCCUUCACCGUUUCGCCGCACAACUUUUAUUUCUCUUCCACCGUUUUUUCCAAUUUUUUUCUCACAUUAGAACAUUUUUUUCUCUCAUCCCAGAGCACAGUCUCCAAGCCCUAAACGUCUCCAAGCCUAGCCCGCGCACACUAGUCGGAGCAUCCACGCCGUCUCCUGGUGGCCGCCGAGGAUUGUGAGCUUCCGGUCUUCGAUACUGUGAGGGAAGAGUGCAAGUCGCACAUUGCUAGGGUUUCACAGGAGUGGGGUUUCUUCCAGGUCGUCUCUCUCAGAUUUUCAUCUGGAUACAAGUAAAACAAAUAUAUUAGAUCCAUUAGGGGGUGUUCAAAUUGAAAGAGACAAGAUGGCUGGCCAAUCAAACCAUGAGCUUUCACUGUUUUCAGCAGAGGAGCUUGAGUUCAUUGCUGAGGAUGAGAUCGUGGACAUUGUGCCCAAUCUAAAAAUGGGACCUCUCAAUUUCAUUUGUGGAGAUUUUGGCCCAUUUACGCCUCAGAUUGUUACUCAAGUACCGCUGUGGUUGGCCAUUGCUCUCAAGAAGAGAGGCAAGUGCUCCAUUCGGCCUCCCCAGUGGAUGUCCGUAGAGAAGUUGAGUAAAGUUUUGGAGGAAGAGCGAGACUCUCAAGAGAUGUCAGAUCAAUUGCCAUUUCAUUAUGUGGAAAUCUCAAGACUUCUUUUUGAUCAUGCACGUGAUAACAUUCCCGAUUUAUAUAUGGUGAGAUCCUUAAUAGAGGAUAUAAGAAAUGUAAGGUUUCAUAAAGUUGAAACCAACUUGGAAGAAUUUAAUGGUCGUACAAUUGCUGUUAAGAUAAAAAAUUUGUCUGCAAUGGAAGUGAAUAUUGUUCGUCCAUUUAUUGGAAGAGCUUUACAAGCAUUUUAUACGCAUGAUAGUCCAGAGUUGAUACCAGACCCUGAGAGAGUUUCUGAUAGAAGACCCCAAGUUGUCAACAAUGCUCCCAGAAGACCAUUAAGACGAUAGUUAUUAUCUAUCACAUUGGCAAGCUUUAAGGUGCAUAUUUCGUGAGAUUUGCUUCUCAAUUUGUUCGCAUAAUUAUUUGUUAAGAAUAGGAAAAAACACUUGCAUGGUUAUGCAAAUGUACCUGAAUGUAGUUAAUUUUACUUGUAGAAUUAAGUAUUUAA
Vigna radiata var. radiata (mung bean) is the source of this 1221-nucleotide messenger RNA. RefSeq names its product DNA replication complex GINS protein PSF2. The record is from RefSeq and is a predicted model, not a curated record. NCBI's taxonomy places the organism in Eukaryota, Viridiplantae, Streptophyta, Magnoliopsida, Fabales, Fabaceae. Bases 428 to 1060 code for a protein of 210 amino acids. The transcript has 8 exons. Gene Ontology annotation, biological process: DNA replication; double-strand break repair via break-induced replication. Gene Ontology annotation, cellular component: nucleus; GINS complex.